This is a messenger RNA of Zea mays, 980 nucleotides long. RefSeq lists its product as uncharacterized. The record is from RefSeq and is a predicted model, not a curated record. The transcript has a single exon. Lineage: Eukaryota; Viridiplantae; Streptophyta; Magnoliopsida; Poales; Poaceae. The coding region runs from base 142 to 777 and encodes 211 amino acids.
GGUCAACCCUCCCCUAUAAAUGGAUCUCUAGUUCUCCACACGACGCCUCCCCAAGGCCCAAGCUACCAUUCAACACCAAUUCAAAACCUUCACCGUCGCAACUUCUAGAAGUUUCUGACUGUCUAGGCUCCCUCCCUCGCCAUGGGCAACGGCCUCUCCCCUUGUCUGUGCCCCGGGUACGCGCGCGGCGCUGCGGCGCGGCUGGUGUUCUGGGGCGGGUCAUCGAGGAUGGCCGACGAGCGGCCGUCCAUCACCGCCGGGGACGUCAUGGCGGAGCUCCCUGACCAGCACCUCGUCUGCGCCGCGGACUCCUUCUUUAUCGGCCUGCCAGUCCCGGCCCUCUCUCCGUGCGAGCGGCUCGUGGCCGGGCGCACCUACUUCGUGCUCCCCGCGGCACGCUUCUCCUGCAGCCAGGCGCUCACCGCCGCGACGCUCUCCAAGCUCUCGCCGUCCUCCGCCGCGAACGUGCCCCUCGCCGGCGCAGCAGCGUCCCCGUUCGAGUACGUCACGGGCUCUGACGGUGCGCCGCUCAUCAGGAUCUUGCCCGAGUUCAUCGAGAAGGUGAUCACGUCGUGCGGCGGCGGCAAGUGCGGCGCCGUGGCGGCGGAGCAGCUGUGCAGCACGCCGGAGCUGAGGAAGCACUACAUGCAGCUCGUGCGUGCGCGGGCGGAGAGGCCGUGGUCGCCGGGGCUCGAGACGAUAUCCGAGGCCGACAAGAGGAGGAGGAUGCCGUCGCCGGUGAGGCUGGUCGGGCUGGCAAAGGCUUCUUCUAGAUAGCCGUGCAUAUGCAUCGAUAUAUUGACACAAGGAAGGGGAGAAUUCAGCCUAAUUUUCGCUUUCUUGAGAUGCAAGGGGAGGAAGAAGCAGUGUAGAUAGAUACAAUAGAUUUAGUAGUUCAUUUUUUUCUCUCUCCAUUAAACAAAGGAUACCCCAAGUGGAUUGAAUCAUGGAAAUUGUCGAAUAAAAUCUUUGAAAGUGCA